Messenger RNA from Erythranthe guttata (spotted monkey flower), 1299 nucleotides. RefSeq names its product NagB/RpiA/CoA transferase-like superfamily protein. Gene Ontology annotation, cellular component: cytoplasm. Lineage: Eukaryota; Viridiplantae; Streptophyta; Magnoliopsida; Lamiales; Phrymaceae. The record is from RefSeq and is a predicted model, not a curated record.
AAAAGGCGAGUUCUUCAGUGAUCUCUGUUACUUCAUCAAAAAAUUAGCUCCGAAAGUGUUGGAAGAUCACACAUCUUCGUCUUCUUUAAUGGAUGUACUCAAGCUUUCUUCAGCUUUUCCUCUCGCAGCCAAAAUCGCAGCUGUCCCCAAACAGGCCCUUACUUUCUCCCCAUUUCCCAAGACCAGAGCUCCCAUCUUCCCGUUGUUCCUAACCCUCAACGCUGAAAUGAAAUCAGGAAUUCACACAACAGCGACCCGUCAAAACGACGCCGCAUUCAGCGAGGCGGCGUACGAGGCCGAGCGGCUGAGCCUGGACGCCGCCGCACGAGAGACAAUGGCCGAGAAAUCCGCAAUCGAAGCGGAGGAUUCGGACGACCCGAAGGCGUGGAAAUGGGUCAUCAGAAAACGGGUCUGGGACUUGAUGGAGGCCCGGAACAUAGCCCAGUUCCCCAGACCCGUUCACCAUCGGAUCCCUAAUUUCAUCGCCGCUGAUUUGGCUGCGAAUAAAUUAAGUAAUUUGGAGGUGUUUAAGGAGGCUAAUUGCGUCAAAGUGAAUCCAGACACACCCCAAAAGCAAGUCAGAUUCCUCACACUUAAUGGUGGAAAAAAGCUUCUAACUCCACAGCCUCGUUUGAGAACGGGAUUCUUUUCUGUGCUCGAGUACUCGACGUUAAAUCCUAGUACGAUUAAGGAGGCAUGUACUUCCGUUGGAGUUGCGAAAUACGGCAAGCCAAUAGGCCUCGAUGAGAAGAUCAAAGUUGACCUCAUUGUCAUCGGUUCCGUUGCCGUUGACCCUAAGACGGGUGCAAGACUUGGCAAGGGUGAGGGAUUUGCAGAACUCGAAUACGGCAUGCUACGUUACAUGGGUGCUAUAGAUGACUCAACACCAAUUGUCACAUCCGUUCACGACGAACAAUUGGUAGAUGAUAUUCCGAUCGAGAAAUUGUUGAUUCAUGACGUUCCUGUGGACAUAAUAUGCACUCCGACUCGAGUUAUCUUUACCAACACCACAAUACCGAAACCUCAAGGAAUAUACUGGGAUAAACUAUCACCAGAAAAGCUCGGUCAAAUUAAAAUAUUAAGACAGCUGAAAAGUAAAAUCGAACGAGAAACCGGGCAGAAGCUUCCCUCCGGACCCUCCGAGAAGUUACCACCUACAGCUCGAAGGGGAAAACGCUGAUACAUUUUCGUGAUUUUUCGUACAAAAUACAAGAAAUUUUACAAAUUUCCAAAUUUCAAGUAUAUUCUAGGAGCAUCUGUAGAAUUUAAUAUUAUACAUAUUGUUAUUAGAUUUCUUAU